Molecule: messenger RNA, 438 nt
Organism: Staurois parvus
Lineage: Eukaryota; Metazoa; Chordata; Amphibia; Anura; Ranidae
Source: the annotation of a GenBank genome assembly
AUGGAAAAGCAACCUGCAGACAGAACCCAGAAAGCACCCAGCUUCAAAGAAAUGGAAUUAGAAGAUAUCACCAGCAAAAUUUCUGCACUCGAUAAGUGGAGAGCAAUAUUCGGUUCCCAAGGGCUGAAGAUCAGCAGACCGGAUAGAAAGACUAUUCAGGAUAACUAUACAGGAGGUGAAGAAAAUGAAGACAGGUCUAAGACCUCAAGAAGCAAGAAGCAUGGCACUUCUCCUGGCAGUGUGUUAUAUUCUAUCCCAAGAGAGCUAAUAAUUUCUUCAGACCUUGGUGGCCGGCCUAUCACAAUUGAAAUGGCAAUGGAGCUGAGAAAGAUUCUGUUUGGAAACACAUUUCAAACAUUUAACUAUGAAUGGAAAAAAUCAUUUUUCAAAUUCAGAGAAGCAUUUUCAAACCUGGCAUAUGCACUGGAAGCAGAAAAG